Xyrauchen texanus (razorback sucker) is the source of this 3536-nucleotide messenger RNA. Its product is annotated as tubulin-specific chaperone cofactor E-like protein. Lineage: Eukaryota; Metazoa; Chordata; Actinopteri; Cypriniformes; Catostomidae. Bases 138 to 1469 code for a protein of 443 amino acids. Gene Ontology annotation, molecular function: alpha-tubulin binding. Gene Ontology annotation, biological process: protein folding. The record is from RefSeq and is a predicted model, not a curated record. The transcript is spliced from 8 exons.
GUCACUUCCGUGACAUUUAUCAACAACAACGACGCAUCACAGCUCUGCAAUCAAAGUGCAAAACUGUAAAAUUACGUGGAUAAACUGAUCGUCAGGAGGUUUCUGGAUAUCAAAGCGUCCUCUCUCGAGUCUGACUGAUGAGCUGCUCAUUCAAUCUGUAUAGGUGCAUGGCCUCUGACAGUGCAAUGGACUCAUCUGAAACAGAAGGUCGCACCUUUAUCCAGGCGAUUAGUGAAAAGUAUAGCCCAGAGAACUUUCCUUGUCGUCGAGGACCGGGUCUUGGGAUUGUGUUUGUGCCAUCUGGACCACAGGGGUCGCCUAUGAAAGACCGUCUGAACUUGCCCAGUAUGCUUGUCUUGAAUGGUUGCGGAAUCAGUCAUGCAGGAGAUGAGGGAGAAAUCGCAGCCUUUUGUGCUCAUGUAGUUGAACUUGAUCUGUCUCACAAUAAGCUCCAAGACUGGCAUGAGAUCAGCAAGAUUGUUUCCAACAUUCCACACUUGGAGUUCUUGAACCUCAGCUCUAACCAACUGAGUGAUGCUGUCUUGGAUCCAGACUGCGCUAAGGACUUUUCCAGCAUCCGCCGUCUUGUUCUUAACAAUACUCAAGUGUCCUGGAACACGGUGCACACGUUUACACAAGAGAUGCCAGAACUUGAGGAGCUGUUCCUGUGCCUUAAUGAAUACACCACUGUGACACUUUCGUCCAUGCCCUGCUCCACACUGCGUCUGCUCCACAUCACAGACAACAGCCUGCAUGAGUGGAACGAGGUACGAAAAAUUGGCUCCAUGUUCCCUGCGCUGGACACUCUGAUCAUGGCCAACAACAACCUGAGCUCCAUUCAAGACUCGGGAGAAAUCCUUAGCCGGCUCUUCCCUAAUCUACGAAGCAUUAAUCUGCACAACUCAGGACUUAAUCGAUGGGAGGACAUAGAGAAGCUAAACUGUCUGCCCAAGCUAGAAGAGGUGAGGUUGCAAGGUAUUCCUCUGCUGCAGCCCUACACAAGCACAGAGCGUCGCAGUAUGAUGAUUGCCCAGCUGCACUCUGUAACUUGCCUGAAUGGGAGUGUCGUGACAGACUUAGAAAGAGAGGAUGCAGAGAGGUUCUUCAUCCGCUAUCACUUAGAUCACUCUGAGGAAGAGCUGCCUCACAGAUAUCACUGCUUGGUGACCAAGUACGGGAAGCUGGCCCCUCUGGCUGAGAUCGACCUACGGCCACGCUGCCACGCCAAGGUGGAGGUACGCUAUGAGGACAAAGUGGAGCAGGUGAGCAUUCGGCUGGACCAGACUGUUGCAGAGCUGAAAAAGCAGCUGAAGACUGUAGUACAGCUCCCCACCAACAACAUGCGCCUUUACUACAUUGGCAAGGGUACUGCCUUUGGGCCUGAUGAAUUGAAAUACACUACUCUGGCUUUGCACUCAUACAGCAUUCAAGAUGGGGAUGAGAUCCUAGUGGUUCCCAAAACAAAAUAAAUGGCAUGCCGGAGGAAUCGCUGAAAGCUGUAUUUAAAUAACAAAAUCCAAUUUGAACUUGUACCAUCUAGGCUCUACAGAAUGAAAGGGACUUUCAGGGGAAAACAUAUCACCUAGGCUCAUCAGACUUGCUGGGGCUUCAAUUAUGUUUUAGUUGUACUCGAGCAGCACUUCACAUCACUAUACAGUCACCAGAAACACCACUUGUGAUCAGCUCUGGUUUUGUUGCUGUUAAUUAAUGGUUCCCUUUUGACUUCAGACAUCACAAACAACCCUAUAUUUCUUAAAGAAUUAAAGCAUAGAGGAGGGCUCUGGCAGCCCAGAAUGUGCGUUUAAGAAUUCUUGAGGGACAAUAAGACAACAUUACUAAAAAAAAACUUUGGUGGACUGUGUUAAGUAUUUAAUGUACAAUUAUUAAUUUACUGAUUGGUGAUGAUUGUUUAAUUCAUAGAAAAUACAGAACAAAUCAGUUGCAAAUCAAUCAUGGUGUAUGGCUGUAUCCAGUAUAAAAUAACAAGGGGUUUAAAGACCUAAGAAUUAUUAUUGACUCAAUGAAACUGCAGCUAUUUGGUUCACAUCUCACGUGCGUUUAAAUGUGCAAUGCCAGACUUUUUCCUGGUGCUUAAAAAAAGCUUGUAAACCGAUUUCCUUAAAUGUAAAUGUACUCAUUUGGCUCAAGUGAACUAGUAGUAGUUUACUUGAGCCAAAAAAGUAGAUUUACUUGAUUUUUUGAAGGCAAAUGGUUUCCUCACUUUUUAUGUAAUGUCAACUUAUUACAUUUUACAGUGUGUUUAUUCAUUUUUUAUUAUUAGAUCAGAAUCAUUGUGAACCAUCUCAUUUGCUAAUCAUGCCUGGUUCAUCAAAAACCCAUGGUUUAGCAACUGAAACUGGUCUAAUUUGUUUUAGUCACACCUUUUCAUGUAGUUAGUAAUUAACUGACAUGUCAACAUGAUUUCUUGACUAAUAAAAUCAUAAUGUGAUCCCAUAAAGGAAGUACUGAUUGGAAAAACACAUUAUGAGUUUAUUAAAGUAUUUGCAUUGUUGUGUGACGCUGACACCUGGCAAAAUUUUGGGUUAGUGGUAAAAUAGAUUUUCUACUAUGUACUGACAUUUCAUAGUGUAAGAAGAGAAGAAUAAUUUUAGUGUGAGAGUUUGAAGUGCUCUUUAGGAAACAGAAUGUCCAAGGCUUGAAACAUUUAAUUUGGGGAUUGCAAUUUUUGGCCAUUUAGUAAUAAGUAUAGGCUACUGUUUUUUAGAAUCUGUUAACAUUUAUAACCAAAAAGUAAAAUGAGAUGUAUUGGCUUAUUAUAUGUGUUUAACUUAAAACAGAAAAUGUUUAACAUCAGCUCCCCUUGAUGAAUAGGUUUUUGUCUUUUAUUAUUAUUAUACAUUUUUAUUUUUGGGAUGAAAGAUGAUCAAGAUAUAUAGUAUUUUAAUGUAUAUGAAGGAUUUACAGUAUACUUUUCUGAUUAUGAUAUGCAAUAUUAAUAUUCCAUAUGUAUUUUACAACCUUGAAGGAAAUGUCACUUAAACUGUAACGUGUGUAUAAUAGAUGUGUAUAAGUGUGAAGACAGAAGAAAUACUACUGAAGAUAUUUAAUUUGAACUUAAAUUGAUUGCUAUUUAGACGACAUUUCAACCAGUGGGAUUCACAGUAUACUACACUUUUCAUCUUUCCAAGUUAUUCUUCUUUUAUUUAGAUAUUUUAUCUUUGUCAGGAUGUAGUGUUGACCACAUAGUUUAAAAACUCUGUACUCUGCUUGCUUUCUUUGCUCUUGGUUUGCAUAAUCAGUUGUACAUUUGCAGUUCUUAAUCUUAUAUUUAAUUGAACAGACACUUCUGCAAGAUACUGAAGUGAUGUAUCAAAUGGAUGCGUUAGGUGUGUUAUUGUAAUGAACACUGAAAUUUAUGCAAGUUGCUCAGUGUAAAACCAUUAACAUGUUGAAAUUUUAAAAUCAGAUUUGACUUUCAUACAAUUGAUUUGCCGGCAUAUGUGCACAUAAAUGUAUCUACAAAUUAAAGUUGAAUAAGUGGCUGAAAAUCAAAGUGAGAAUAAAGUUUACUGACU